Messenger RNA from Melopsittacus undulatus (budgerigar), 912 nucleotides. Its product is annotated as translation initiation factor IF-2-like. The transcript is spliced from 2 exons. Lineage: Eukaryota; Metazoa; Chordata; Aves; Psittaciformes; Psittaculidae. The coding region runs from base 1 to 912 and encodes 303 amino acids. The record is from RefSeq and is a predicted model, not a curated record.
AUGAGCUUGUCUUCCUUUGAUAUACCCAGAAACAACUUUAAAAGCAAGAAGGCCUCAGUAUUUAACUCCACAGGCCGUGAGAAUAAGCGGCAGCAACCAGCUCCAGUCCUGCAGACCUCAACGGGCGUUCAGCCGGCCACUACCUUCACAACAACCGCCCACCCGCCCGCCUGGACGCUGCUGUGGCGCCGGCCCCCGUUCCCCGCUGACCUUGCGGCCGACCCCCCGCAGCCCCCGGGCCACAAGCAGCGGCCCCGGCCGGGUGUGCAGGACAGCCCCAGCGCCGGCCCCCAACCCGGGAGAGAGAUGGGGAGGCCGCUAAGGGCCAUCGAGGCGGGGCGCAAGACGGAGGGCAGGGACGAGGCGGAGCUGGGGCGCCGCAGGCUGAGGCGGGGGGCGCCGGCGUGGACAGGGCCCCCCCGCCGGAGCCCGCCUCCCCCCGCCCCGCUCAGCGGGGGGGAGCAGAGCGCGCCCAGCCACCCCCACCCCUCGGGGGAGGCCCAGGUAGCUGGGCGGAGCACCCCCGGCCCCAGGAGCCCGGUACCUGGCUGCGGCGCUAGGGGUGCCGGGGCUGCGCCCCCGCCAUGCCCGGCUCCAGCUGCUGGAGGCCCCGACGCCAGCGGCUCAGUCCGGCCCGGCCGCCAUGUCAGUCGCGCCGCGCGAUGCAUUGUGGGGCGAGGCGGGAGGGAGAGCCUGGAGGGCGGGCGGCGCUGCCGGGCGGCGGCGUGUGGUGCCUGGGCCUGGUGCAGCCCUGCCCUGCCCCACCUGACCCUACCCGGAGCGUGGCCGGCUGGUGGAGGAGCCUCACCUGCCCCACAGAACUGCCCCUCCUCUGGGCAGCGCCCCCCUCCCAUCACCGCCGGCCUUCAGAGCCUUCCUACCCCACAGCAGGAAAGAGGGAUGCGGGCUUAA